Drosophila innubila is the source of this 3016-nucleotide messenger RNA. It is a transcript of the gene Rpn1, whose product is annotated as 26S proteasome non-ATPase regulatory subunit 2. Gene Ontology annotation, molecular function: enzyme regulator activity. Gene Ontology annotation, biological process: proteasome-mediated ubiquitin-dependent protein catabolic process; regulation of protein catabolic process. Bases 145 to 2916 code for a protein of 923 amino acids. Gene Ontology annotation, cellular component: proteasome storage granule; proteasome complex; nucleus. The record is from RefSeq and is a predicted model, not a curated record. NCBI's taxonomy places the organism in Eukaryota, Metazoa, Arthropoda, Insecta, Diptera, Drosophilidae. The transcript is spliced from 2 exons.
ACAGCUGUCAAAAAAGCGCUUUGUAAAAUUACUCAGCAAAAAACAAAAGAAGGCGGAGAGAAAAGUGAACGCCGCAAUUGUUAAAUAAAAUAAAUUUCGUUAUUUGUAACAUUGAACAAAAGACUAAAGACUCGCUAGCAGAAUAUGACGGGUGAGUCGAAGCUCGAGAAAAAGCAGCUACCCCAAGGGGAUGCCAAGGAUGCGAAGGGAAAACAAGUGUCCCAGGGACAAGGGCAGGAAGAUGACAAAGCCAAAAAGGAUGAAAAAGAACAGCAGCCAGAGCUAUCGGAUGAGGAUCAACAGCUGCAGGAGGAGCUGGAGCUGCUGGUGCAGCGUCUGCAGGAAAGUGACAAAAAAUUGUACAAACCAGCUUUGGAAAUGAUGGCGAAAUUAAUCCGCGCCUCCACCACGUCAAUGACAUCGGUGCCAAAGCCAUUGAAAUUUAUGCGUCCCCAUUAUGAAACAAUGAAAACGGUUUACAAGCAUAUGCCCGAUGAACAAACACGUCAACUAUGCGCCGACAUCAUUUCGGUGCUCUCAAUGACAAUGGGCAGCGGAAAGGAUUGUCUGGCGUAUCGUUUCCUGUGCGAUCGCACCCAAACCAUUGGCGACUGGGGACACGAGUAUGUGCGUCACUUGUCGGGCGAAAUAUCCGCACAUUAUCACGACACCACUGGCGAGUUUCGCACUCAGUUAAUUGAGCUGGUCAAGCAGAUAAUACCAUACAAUAUGGAGCAUAAUGCGGAGGCAGAUGCUUGUGAUCUGCUCAUUGAAAUUGAUCAUUUGCAUCUGCUCGCCGAGUAUGUGGAUGAAUCGGCUUAUCCGCGCGUCUGCCUCUAUCUGCAGUCCUGCUAUCCCUAUGUCCCAGAACCCGAUAAUACCAUCAUUCUGGAGACGGCAUUGCAGUUGGCGCGCAAGUUUCAACAGCACACGCAAGCCAUGAGAUUGGCUUUGAUGUUGAAUGAUAUGGGAAAAAUUGGCGAGAUCUUUAAGGAGCCCAAGGAGGCAGCCAUGCAGAAGCAACUGGCUUUUAUGCUGGCUCGCCAACAGGUGUGCAUUGAAUUGGAUGAAUCUGUUGCGGACUAUGAUGAUUUGAUGGAGAUCAUGUCGAAUGCCAAUUUAAAUAAGCAUUUCUUGAAUCUGGCACGUGAAUUGGACAUUAUGGAGCCAAAGACGCCUGAAGAUAUUUACAAAUCUCAUCUGGAUAACUCUCGCUCCCGAUUCGCAUCCAUUCAAGUGGAUUCGGCCAAACAGAAUUUGGCUGCCAGCUUUGUCAAUGGCUUUGUGAAUGCUGGCUUUGGUGUGGACAAGCUCCUCUCGGAGGAUGGCAACAAAUGGCUGUAUAAGAACAAGGAGCACGGCAUGCUAUCGGCCACAGCAUCGUUGGGUUUGAUUCUGCUUUGGGAUGUGGAUGGCGGCUUGACCAUGAUUGACAAGUAUCUGUACUCCACCGAUGACAAUAUCAAGUCGGGUGCAUUGCUUGCCUGUGGCAUUGUUAACUGCGGCAUUCGCAACGAGGUAGAUCCUGCACAUGCUUUGCUAUCCGAUUAUAUUGAUAAUCAAAAUUCUUGCAUGCGUAUUGGAGCCAUUUUGGGUCUGGGCAUUGCCUAUGCCGGCUCCAAUCGAGCCAUUGUCAUCGAUACGCUAAAAACUGUCUUUGCCAGCAGCGGUAAGACAUCGCCCAGUGUGGAGAUUCUUGGCAUUACGGCACUGUCGCUGGGCCUGAUAAGUGUUGGCACCUGCAAUGCUGAAAUAACGGAAAUCUUGCUGCAGACCAUCAUGGGCAUGACCAAAACCGAUAUGAAGGAUACAUACACGCGUUUCCUUUGGCUAGGCUUGGGAUUGCUUUAUUUAGGACGUCAAAAGUCAACGGAAGCCGUCAUGAUGACCCUGGAAGUGUUGGAGGAGCCGCAACGCAGCAUGGCCACCACCAUGGUGGAUAUAUGCGCCUAUGCCGGCACUGGCAAUGUGCUUAAAAUUCAACAGUUGUUGCACAUCUGCUCCGAUCACUAUGAAACCACAAAUGCUGAUGAGGAGAAGGAGAAGAGCAAGAAGGACAAGAGCAAGGAAAAGGAAAAGGAUAAGGACAAGGAGGAGAAGAAGGAGAAGGAAAAGGAGAAGGAUCUGUCACCCACUCAAGCAAUUGCUGUGCUGGGCAUUGCAUUGAUUGCCAUGGGCGAGGACAUUGGUGCCGAGAUGGCAUACCGCUCGUUUGGCAAUUUAUUGCGAUACUGCGAGCCGGCAAUUCGACGUGCCGUUCCCUUGGCAUUGGGUCUGAUAUCCGCCUCAAAUCCCAAGCUGAAUAUACUGGAUACACUCAGCAAGUUUUCGCACGAUGUCGAUGCGGAAGUGGCACACAAUGCCAUCUUCGCCAUGGGUCUGGUCGGUGCUGGCACCAAUAAUGCACGUCUCGCCUCCAUGUUGCGCCAGUUGGCCCAAUAUCAUUCAAAGGAUCCGAGCAAUUUGUUCAUGGUGCGCAUUGCCCAGAGUCUGACCCAUUUGGGCAAAGGCACACUAUCGCUGAGUCCAUAUCACAGUGAUCGACAGCUAAUGAAUCCUAUGGCUGUUGCUGGUCUGAUGGCAACAUUGGUAUCCCUGCUGGACGUAAAGAAUCUAAUCCUAAAUCGUUCCCAUUAUCUGCUUUACACACUGGUGCCGGCCAUGCAAGCACGCAUGCUGAUCACAUUCGAUGAGGAGCUCAACCAAUUACAGGUGCCGGUCCGCGUUGGUAUUGCCAUCGAUGUGGUUGGGCAGGCGGGCAAACCGAAGACCAUUACUGGCUUCCAGACACAUACUACGCCCGUGCUGUUGGCCAUUGGCGAGCGUGCCGAAUUGGCCACCGAUGAAUACAUCUCGCUGACGCCCGUCAUGGAGGGAUUUGUCAUAUUAAAGAAGAAUCCCAACUUUGUCAAGUAAUCGCUGCUAUCGUUUAUCGUUUAAGACAUGAAAUGUAUAUGAAAAUGUCGCCCAUUUAAAGAAACCUAAAAUUAAUAAUACUUCCUCCCCAAAAACAAAA